ACUUCCGCCGAGCCCGUGUUUUCUCAACUGUAAGCCCCGAAUCACUCUCUUUCCCUGCCAUCAUGGUGUUCCAACGUCAGCCCAUCGUAAUCGAUGCCAGUGGGCAUCUUUUGGGGCGUUUGUCAGCAGUCGUAGCGAAAAGUCUUUUGCAAGGACAAAGAAUGGUAAUUGUCCGGUGCGAAGGUAUCAAUAUUUCAGGCCAUUUCCACAGAAAUAAAAUGAAGUAUUUAGAUUAUCUUCGAAAAAGAUGUAAUGUCAAUCCCAGAAGAGGACCCUUCCAUUUCAGGGCUCCCAGCAAAAUUUUCUUUAGGACAGUCAGAGGUAUGCUUCCUCAUAAAAUUAAGCGUGGAAAAGAUGCUCUUGGCCGACUGAAGGCAUUCGAGGGUAUCCCUCCUCAAUACAACAAAAAGAAGCGAAUGAUUGUUCCAGCAGCUCUCCGAAUCAUUCGUUUAAAACCUGGCCGAAAGUACUGCGAUUUGAAUCGAUUGGCACAUGAAGUUGGCUGGAAAUACCAACCUGUCAUUGCCAGUUUAGAAGCUAAAAGAAAGGCUAAAUCUAGCAUCUUUGUUGGAAAAGCAAGAUCUGAUGCAGCCUUGAAGAGAAAAGCUAAAGAGACUGUGAGCAAAAAGAUUCGAAAUUAUGAGAAAGUAAUCAAACGUUAUGGUUACAGAUAGAUUCAUUGCAUGGAGAGUGUAAUAAAGUGAUAUUGGCUAAGAUAAA
Molecule: messenger RNA, 720 nt
Organism: Octopus bimaculoides (California two-spot octopus)
Lineage: Eukaryota; Metazoa; Mollusca; Cephalopoda; Octopoda; Octopodidae
Product: large ribosomal subunit protein uL13
Biological process (GO): translation; negative regulation of translation
Cellular component (GO): ribosome; cytosolic large ribosomal subunit
Molecular function (GO): structural constituent of ribosome; mRNA binding
Source: RefSeq, a predicted model, not a curated record